AUGUCUGCCACAAGACCGCCUCACGCUCUGGAUCCAAACCCACGGCACCCACGACAGGACCUGCAUCGUUUCAUUAACGAGCUCAAUGUCAAGUACAACCUGGGUGUGCCCAUCCCGGAUCCAGGCCUCAGCCCCUCCAAGAGAAAGGAGCAAGAGACUCCCGCCACCAGGCUGUAUAUUCGUCUUGAGGUCCACUUCUAUCAAGGCGGGCUGGAAGUUCUUCAACAAUUAUUGAAGGAGUUUGACUCGGAAGCUAGACAGUCCUGUUCUCAGUGGGUCAAGAAACCCAGAGGCGACCCUGACACGCUGCCUGCGUCCGGCAGUAGUCCUCUAGCAUCCAACCAGGUCCAGCGAGAAUGUUUGCAGUCAUUUUUCCACAAAGUUCUGGAUCGUUGCCAACCAAAGAGAACUUUCAAUCGCACUCGAAGCGGGCCGGCUGCCUUCUCAAUGGAGAAAUCCCCUUCUGUUCAGCCUAAGAGGGCUGCUGAGACCAAUAUGGCCAAAUCGCCGAUCAAGCGUUCGAAGCCGGCAGGACAAACUGCCAGUGCAGCUCAGGUCCCUAACCCAGCAGCCCUCCCGAAGACUUGCGACCUGUUCGCCGCACCGAGACUACCCUCCGAGCAGCCUCGACAGGGCUCAGCCAGGACAGAAGGCCCUCGUCCAGAGUCACUUGAAGCAUUGAAGAGAUCCACCACAUACUCGACCAGUGUCACCAGCAACGCUUCUUCACGGUUCGUCUUUUCCAGUGCCAAACUGGAGUUCAGUACGCAAGAAACAGUCGAGGCAAGCUCCCAGGAACAGAGAAGGAGUCUUUCAACAUCUCAAGAUCAGUUUCAGCCGACCUCAACUAUGGUGGAUGUCUUGAAUGAAUCAUUUCAAGACCAGGAGGCGUCUUUCGAUUGCCGCUCGAGGGAGACAGGCUUCAAAAAUGCCCCUUGCCCCCCAACCCAGACCACAGACUACUCAUGCCCGCCUUCAUCAGCACUGGUGGAAGCUCUUCGUUCCACCCCCGAUAACGAGCCCCAGGUCAAAGGCGAACGAGCCGUUACUGAGUCUCUGGCUGCUCACAACCCCGGCUCCUCCUUAGGCCAAGACAUAUGGCCAACCUUACCAGAUUGGCUUGAGCCGGCGCCGUUUUUUAUAGCGUGGGAGGUUCUCCGGAUCGGUGUUCACAUGGGAAUUGACUUGCAUUCGGCACCACUAACCUAUGAUCCGCGAUGGAAAGAUCAGAAGGUCCUUCGCAGUGAUCUAGGCGAGGCUUUUCGUGGCAAGCCCUUGCCGCCGGCCUCAGAUCCGAAUGCCUGGGCCAUGGCAGCCAAUUGUUCACCAGGCAGAAAUCAGCAUGUUGUGUUUUCAGCCUCACUCGAGUUUGCCGGCAUGAAACCCGGUGGUCAUCUGCGUCUGAAACUCCAACCUCUCAAGCUCGACCAACCUCAUCGCCUCGGCCGGAAAUAUGGCGCCGACCGCUUCCUAGAGCUUCUUGUGCCCUCUCCAGACUCCUCAAAUCUUCCCUGGUUUAUAAAAGACAAGCCUUUCUACGAAGAACUUGUCAACUGGCUAACGCAAGAGCCACACGCGUUUUGUGGGCGGCGUUACAGACCUUUCUACUUGAAAAGCGGCGGGCAGCGCAAGCCAAUUAAACAUCUACAAUUCGGGCCAGAACCUAAGCCCGUGUACACGGACCGCGUCUACUUAUUCGCCGAGGAUGGCAUUGAUAUUGCCAGAAACGACCAGCUAUCGACGCCUGUCGAAUCCAUGAUCAGCUGGGCUCUGGACUUGAGAGGGGGCAGGAAUGACUCUCAGCCCGUACUCAAGCUCUUCCAACGGCUGGCACUUGUUCUCAGCAAAACUACCCCAACCAUUGUUUUCGAACCAGACCAAAUCAGGCAUCGGAGCCAAGACCUGCUGUCCACUGAUGGGACGAAAGUGAUGAACGACGGAGUGGGCAGAAUGAGCAGAAAGGUUGCAAAGAUGAUUCAGACCGCUCUUGGUCUAUCCUCGCCCCCGUGUGCUGUCCAGGGCCGACUUGGUUCUGCAAAAGGGAUGUGGAUUGUUGAUGUUACCGAUACAACAGAUGAUAUCUGGAUCGAAACAUACCCGUCCCAGCGCAAGUGGGUUCUCAAAACUGCAGAUCAAGAACAUCUGACCCUGGAAAUUCGCAGCUGGGCGCCAGAGAAGCUACGAUCUGCCAGUCUAAACCUCCAGUUUCUCCCAGUUCUAGAAGACAGGGCCAUUGACAAGCGAGCGAUGCGUGAAACCAUAAGCAAGUUAUUGGAGGACAACCUUCGACAGGAGCUCAGCGACCAGAGACAAUCCCUCGAAAGCCCUAUUCAAUUCCAGAAAUGGAUAGCUGCAAACUCGAGUCACAGGUUAGACCGGCUUAAUCGCGGCCAUGUGCCCUUCCAGGGUGGCCUGCCACGGGAAGAUGAGGAGAUCAUGGCUUUCAUGCUCAACGCAGGCUUCGAUCCCUGGCGUAACAUGUUUCUCAACAAGAUGGCUUACGAUGCACAGUUUCAAAUGUGCGAGAAACUCAGCAAGAAGCUCAACAUCAAAAUCGGCCGCUCAGCCUAUCUCUUCAUGGUGGUAGACUUCCAGGACGUGCUCGAGGAAGGUGAAGUCCACAUUGCGUUUUCAGACCGCUUCAGGGCAGAUACAGGCUACUGGGAAGGAACAAUGGUUCAUGGCGUGGAUGUACUUGUCGCCCGUUCGCCAGCGCAUUUCACAUCUGACAUACAACGUGUCAAAGCCGUCUUUAAACCUGAGCUGGCACAACUACAAAACGUUAUUGUGUUCUCGGCCAAAGGUGACACACCUCUUGCUGAGAAACUCAGUGGCGGUGACUAUGAUGGGGACCAGUGUUUAUGUGUCUGGGACGAUCGUGUGGUCAGGAACUUUGCUAAUGCUAGUGAGGAGGCUCAGCCUGAUCUUCGCGACUACUACCGACAAGAUAAAAUCAAGUUGCGCCAGCUCCUGUCGACACACAACGAAGAAUACGGGGCAGCUAUUGGGGAGAUGAUAGAGAAAUGCUUCGCCUUCAACCUGACCAAAGACAUGUUGGGACAAGCUACCAACUACAAAGAGCGUCUGUGUUAUUCCAGGGGGAAUGUUCAUGACGAGGUGGCCAAAAAACUCAGUGCACUCCUGAGUACGCUUGUAGACGCGCCGAAGCAGGGAAUAGAAUUUGGCGCCAAAGACUUCAAGGCUUUCAAACGUUCUCACAGCCUACCCGACCAGCUUGAAGAGCCGCUAUACAAAAAGGAGCGUCAGCCUCCGGAUCAGCAUUAUGGCCAUAUCCUUGACUAUCUCAAGUUUGCGAUUGCGCAGCCAGCUAUCGAGCAAGAAUUACGCAAAUUCUACACCGAGGAAAAUGCCGGCAAUGUUGUUCCUUGGGAUAAGGACCUCACCGCAAGGCAUUACGACGAAUGGGAAGACGAUUCCGGCAACAGAGAAUCGGCGCGGACCAUCCUUCGUUGUUUGAAGCGAGACAUUGGCCACGUACUCGAGGAGUGGAACAUCCUUUCAAGCGACGAUUCUGUCAGUUUCUCUGAGAUGGUACAACGGACAUACAAUUCUUGGCAGGGCAUCCAGCCAAGCGAAGAUGUUCCCAAAGCGACUCUGCGGCGUCUCCGCCGCGGCUAUGCGCAGACCUCAGAGUGGGCUUUACUCAAGGCCAGCACAACCUUCAAGCUGUACUACCAGCUAAAGCCACGCUUCGUCUGGCAAUUGGCAGGCUGGCACCUUUGCUUCAUCAAGUGGCAAGUAGUGAACGAAGUACAGGCUGCUGCGGGCAAGAUGCCCGCUGUGCUGACAUCGCCAAUGUACGCAAUUACCAAGGUCGACUCUCGCGCCGUCAACCAUCUCGUCGAACUCCAGACGGGCUUUGGGAUGGAGGGAAAUGAAAAUGGAGACGAGGAAGAUGAUGCGUGA
Molecule: messenger RNA, 3927 nt
Organism: Diaporthe citri
Lineage: Eukaryota; Fungi; Ascomycota; Sordariomycetes; Diaporthales; Diaporthaceae
Exons: 2
Coding region: 1-3927 (1308 amino acids)
Biological process (GO): siRNA processing
Cellular component (GO): nuclear RNA-directed RNA polymerase complex
Molecular function (GO): RNA-directed RNA polymerase activity
Source: RefSeq, a predicted model, not a curated record